Molecule: messenger RNA, 2631 nt
Organism: Balearica regulorum gibbericeps (East African grey crowned-crane)
Lineage: Eukaryota; Metazoa; Chordata; Aves; Gruiformes; Gruidae
Source: RefSeq, a predicted model, not a curated record
GUUAUCUCUGGACUGAAGCUUACAAGAUUAUUUGCUUCAAACCAGAUUCUACCAAGUGAAUGUCUCAGUUGCCUAGUAGAACUCCUUGAGGACACUAAUAUAAGCCCAUCUCUAACCUUGUCUGUGGUUACUUUGCUGUCACAGCUAGCUUUAGACAAUGAGACUAGAGAAGCUCUUCAGGAUACCUACAGUCUGACCAGUGUGCUGGCAGGAGUGGUUCAUCGAAGUUCUACGAACCUUAGUGACCCAGUCUUACUACAGAGUAUUCAGUUGCUGCAGAGGCUAACCUACAAUGUUCCGGUCUUUUGCACUGGUGCCAACAUCGAUGAAUUAAUUUCAUUUCUAAUGCAUCAUGUUCAAUCCACCGAAGAUGAGUUAACGAUACCGUGUUUAGGACUCCUGGCAAAUCUCUGUCGUCACAACUUAUCUAUUCAAACUCAGAUAAAAUCUUUGAAUAAUGUGAAGAGUUUCUAUCGUACCUUAAUAAGUUUCCUGGCCCAUAGUAGUUUGACUAUGGUUGUGUUUGCACUUUCAGUAUUAUCAAGCCUUACUUUAAAUGAGGAAGUAGGAGAAAAACUCUUUCAUGCUCGAAAUAUCCAUCAGACAUUUCAGUUAAUAUUCAAUAUUGUUGUAAAUGGAGACGGUACUCUAACAAGAAAAUACUCUGUUGAUUUACUCAUGGAUCUUCUGAAGAACCCCAAAGUUGCAGAUUAUCUUACCAGGUAUGAGCACUUUACCUCAUGCCUUGGUCAAGUAUUAGAUCUUCUUCAUGGAAGGGAUCCUGAUUCAUCAUCUAAGAUCUUAGAGCUGCUGCUUGCCUUCUGUUCUGUGAUAGAACUGCGUCAUACCCUGCGGCAGGCAAUACUGGAACCAUCUGGCUUGCCAGUCUCUGGAAAUACUAGAUUUGUGACUCGCUCAAAGACUUUUGAACCAUCUGUUGCAUUGGUGCACUUGUCAAACCAACCAUUGGAAGGCUCUGAAGACUGUUCAGUUCUAGCAUUGCAACUAUUCAAAGAGAUUUUUGAGGAUAUUAUUAACAGUGGGAAUAGUGCCUCAGCUGAACACUUUGUGGAUCUUUUGCUGCCUGUUCUUCUUGAUCAUCUUCAGAUGCCGGAACAGAUUGUGGAUGAGCUAUUAGUGAAGAAAAAGUGUGAAAGAGUAGUCAAGGCUAUUAAUGUCCUGACAAUGCUCUGUAGAGAUGACAUACUGAAAAUGCGUACCUCGACGGUACUGACUGCCAGCCAAUGCACCUCUCUAAUAGAACACCAAUUUACCUAUAGUGGGAUUGAUGCUGGUUUGGGGACGAAAGUAGUGGACUCUAAAAUGUGCAAACUUGCUGCUGAUAUUAUUUUGAAAAUGCUUGAUCUUAUGAGCAGACUGAAGCAGGAUGUACCUGGUAUGGAGGUCAGCUUCUACAAAAUUUUACAGGAUCAACGCUUGAUUAUGCCUUUGACGUUUGCUUUAACAUCAGAUCAUAGAGAGCAAGUCCAAGUGGGACUUAGAAUACUGUUUGAGGCUGCACCCUUACCAGAUUUUCCUGCCAUAGUGCUUGGUGAAAGUAUUGCGGCAAAUAACGCUUACAGACAACAAGAAAUGGAGCACGCAUCGAAAAGAAUCCAAAUGCAGUCACCUGUGACCAAUGUUACUUCGGUGAGGAGUUCUUCAUCCUGUCCUUCAAGUGAUGAAUCCACAGCUUCAAAUAUUCAGGAACUAAUACAAAAACUUCAUUCUGGACUAGAGAUGAAGGAGCCGUUCACUGAUAUGAGGAUCUCUGACAUAAUGGAUGUCUAUGAGCAGAAGCUGUCAGCAUUAGCAUCUAAAGAAAGUAGGCUGCAAGGCUUUUUGGAAGCAAAGGCACUAGCUCUGGCUCAGGCGGAUAGGCUGAUGGCUCAAUAUCGAUGUCAGAGAGCCCAGGCUGAGUCUGAGGCAAGAACUCUUGCUGCAAUGUUGAAGGAUGCAGAACGAAAAAAUGAAGAACUUAAUGAUUUGCUGAAAGCUCAGCAAGUAGAAUCUGAAAAAGCACAGACUGAUAUUGAACAGCUCUUUCAGCACAACAGGAAAUUACAAACAGUUGCUGAAGAACAUGAAAUACUGAAAAAAUCCUCUGUUGAUCUUCUUCAAAGGUAUGAAACAACUGAAAGACAAUAUAAAGAUCUACAAAAUACAUGUGAUUCACUAAAUAAACAAAUGGAAGCAAUGAAGAAACUAAAUGAAUCACUCAAGCAGCAGAACGACAGGACUGCUGCACAGUUGAUGGAAACCGAAGAUCACAGAAAAGAAUUACAGCAACAGCUACAGGAGAGAGAUGGCAAAAUAGCAACCUUGCAACAGAAAAUAAAAGUUCUGGAAGAAAAACUGAAAAUGCAACAGAAAGAAAAAUCAGAUAUGGAACAAACUGUAGAUAUUCUUAGAAAGGAAUUAAGUAAAACGGAACAAGCAAGGAAAGAACUGAGUAUCAAGGCAUCUUCUCUGGAAGUUCAAAAAUCCCAGUUGGAAGGACGCUUGGAAGAAAAAGAAGCACUUGUAAAACUACAGAAGGAAGAAUUGAACAAACACUCCAAUAUGAUUGCAAUGAUUCACAGUCUAAGUGGUGGCAAGUUAAGUGCAGAAACAGUGAACCUCACUUUGUAG